Messenger RNA from Tigriopus californicus, 935 nucleotides. RefSeq names its product large ribosomal subunit protein eL19-like (gene RpL19). Gene Ontology annotation, biological process: translation. The record is from RefSeq and is a predicted model, not a curated record. The transcript has 2 exons. Gene Ontology annotation, cellular component: cytosolic large ribosomal subunit; ribosome. Gene Ontology annotation, molecular function: structural constituent of ribosome; RNA binding. The coding region runs from base 177 to 776 and encodes 199 amino acids. NCBI's taxonomy places the organism in Eukaryota, Metazoa, Arthropoda, Copepoda, Harpacticoida, Harpacticidae.
AUAUCCAUCCAUCACAAUAUGAUUUCAUAUGGCGUAACAUCCUUCUGCUCUCCGCUUACGUCAAUGUAUUUAUUUUUCGUUUCCCUAUCACGCUUCCUUUUCCGUCCUUUUUCAGUGAGCGAUUCAAGAGAACAGACCAGAUUUGAUCUUGGAUUCGCCCCUCCCCAUUGUUCAUCAUGAGUUCGCUCAAGCUGCAAAAGCGCUUGGCCGCCAGCGUCAUGAAGUGCGGCAAGAACAAGGUGUGGUUGGACCCCAACGAGAUCUCCGAGAUCGGUAACGCCAACUCCCGACAAAACAUCCGCAAGCUCAUCAAAGACGGUCUCGUCAUCAAGAAGCCCGUGGCUGUUCACUCGCGGUCCCGUGUCCGUGAGAACACCGAGGCCCGACGCAAAGGCCGUCACACCGGUCAUGGUAAGCGGAAAGGUACCAAGGAUGCCCGUACGCCCCAGAAGUCCCUGUGGAUGAAGCGGAUGCGCGUCUUGCGUCGUCUGCUCAGACGUUAUCGUGAGGCCAAGAAGAUCGACCGACACAUGUACCACGAGCUCUAUCUGAAGGCUAAGGGUAACGUGUUCAAGAAUAAGCGAGUCCUCAUGGAAUUCAUCCACAAGAAGAAGGCCGAGAAGACCCGUUCCAAGAUGUUGAGCGACCAGGCCGAGGCCCGCCGGACCAAGGUCAAGGAGGCACGCAAGCGCCGCGACGAAAGGAUCGCCCAGAAGAAGCAAGAGAUGCUCUUGGCUUUCCAGAAGGAGGAAGAGAGCUCUGGAGGCAAGAAGUAAACGGCGCCACGAUAUGUUCGUGUCCUAAAACUAACUGGGGUUUCGUGAUCAGUGGCGAGCAUCGUCCGGACUUGAACAUCUUACGGCCGGACGUUGCUCUUGAAUGCUUUCCUUAUUCGUCUGUCAUCCGAUGGAACAAUACACUUCCUUAUAAAUUGA